Pyricularia oryzae 70-15 is the source of this 417-nucleotide messenger RNA. RefSeq lists its product as uncharacterized. The coding region runs from base 1 to 417 and encodes 138 amino acids. The record is from RefSeq and is a predicted model, not a curated record. The transcript has 3 exons. Lineage: Eukaryota; Fungi; Ascomycota; Sordariomycetes; Magnaporthales; Pyriculariaceae.
AUGCCUUUGAGCAACCAGCAUCGCCGAGCCUUGCGAGGACUGUACAACUGGCGCAUGUUCGCCUGCGUUGUGGUUCUCCUGGCCUUUACCAUCUUGGCCGUCGCUUUUCUUGUUUCCUCUAUUCCAAAUAGUGGCAAUGGCUCGACGAGCAGCUCUGCACACGGAAUUGACCACACGCCCACAAAGGCAACCACUGUGAACACCCCUACCCACCAGCUUGUCAACUUUGACGAACCCGAGAGAAAGAACGACGAUGCUAACCCAAUGUCCCGCAACCUCUGGUUCUCCACCUGUAGUGAGAUCCCAACGAGUUCCGCCUGGUGCACAAGUCCCGCUUUCCGACCGCGUGCUGUUGGUGAGAAGCCAUCGAAGAUAACCAAUGCGCCUUUGCCUGUCCCAGCCACUGGCCAGACCUGA